Molecule: messenger RNA, 1359 nt
Organism: Morus notabilis
Lineage: Eukaryota; Viridiplantae; Streptophyta; Magnoliopsida; Rosales; Moraceae
Product: B3 domain-containing transcription factor LEC2
Exons: 7
Coding region: 1-1359 (452 amino acids)
Molecular function (GO): DNA-binding transcription factor activity; DNA binding
Source: RefSeq, a predicted model, not a curated record
AUGGAGAAGUUUCCCAUCAGCAGUACUAGCACUAGCAAUGUUCUUUCCUCCUCAUCAGCCUCUAAUUCCAUGGCGGCUAACAACGACAGCAAUAAUAAUCAUAAUUCCCAGUACUGCUUCUCCAUUUAUAAGCCUCCUAAUUACUGUUAUCAGUAUCCGUUGCAAAUGCAAACACUGCUUCAUCAGCAUCAAGGCCUGGUGCAAUUCCCAGCUGGUGCUGGUGGGCAGUCUUUCUCGGUUCCUGGUAAUUUCGCGGUGGCUGUGGGCGGGCAAAAUGGGUCGGUUAAGCUCGGCGUGGCUAAUCCUCAAUCGAAUGUCGUGUCAAUGUCGAAAGAGCAAGAGAAGAGGCUCUUCGAUGCGUGGAUGACCAAGGCCGCUCGGAGUAAGCGGAAAUUGGCUCGCCAAAGAAGCCUCACUUUGAGCAGAAGCACUAGCACUUCUUCUUCUAAUUCUAAUUCCAAUUCUAAUCCUAAUUAUUCUAGUACUACUACUGGGAUCAGUACUAUCAACCGAGAUCUCUACAACUUCUGCACUCCAGAUAAAAAGAGACUGAGAGCACUGCUGAAGAAGGAGCUGAAGAACAGUGACGUUGGGUCUUUGGGAAGGAUUGUCCUUCCAAAGAGGGAGGCAGAGGAAAAACUUCCAAUUCUUUCUGAUAAAGAAGGCAUCCAAGUCCUGAUCAGAGACGUAUAUUCCAACAAGGAGUGGAGUUUGAGAUACAAAUACUGGUCAAAUAACAAAAGCAGGAUGUAUGUACUCGAAAACACAGGAGACUUUGUAAAGCAGAACGGGCUGGAGAUUGGAGAUUCCGUUACUCUUUACGAGGAUGAAUGCAAGAAUCUCUUCGUCUCUUUUAAAAAGAGGGAAAGAGCAGAACCAUCUGAAGCUUCGAACAAACAAUUACCAGCCCUUUCUAACCAAAACACAAACGACAACAACAGUCCCACCAGUGACGACACUGACUACAGCUCCGACAAGACAGAUCAAGAAACUGAUUACGACAACUUGUAUGCCAACUUUGCACAUGAUGAGUUAACUAGGGACGAAGACGAGGCAUUUCUUGCACUGCUAAUACAACAACUCAACCACAAGGAACAGCAAUUAGAAGCUAACAGUUUGGUCACUUGUGGACGGUGGGAGGAAUCAGCCAAAUGUGAUGCUCCGUCCCAUAAUUACAACAAUGACGCUGUCACCGGCCAAGAAACGGCUAAUAAGUCGCCACCGCCGCUGAAGAUUGAGGCGGCGGAUGAUCACCUCGACGACUGCUACGGUAGCCUUGGCACGCUCCCGGAAAUUGACCGGUAUAGAUAUUACAGCUAUGCCACUCUGUUUGAUAGGAUAAUGAGUGAUAAGUCCUAG